UUGAGUUUUCUUCUGCUCUGUGGUGACUUCUGACCCUGAUCUGUCAUCUCCUCUUUAUACAGAUCACUUUCAGGUUUGUGUGCUAUAUGCCUACUAUAUCCCUCCGGCUUAAGGCUCUGUCUUGCGUGCUUGUGGCUUAAGCAAGCUUAAUUAUGUCCCUGUAUAUGAUUCGUACAUGUAUUCUGUAUCAGCUAGCAACAGAUUCAUGUUUCUGUUCCUAAUGGAAAAUAAUUUUCGGGUUUGUUGUUGCCCUCAAAACAGACAGAGUUUUAAGAGAUGGAGGGAGCUCUAGUGAGCACAGCAACCGGGGCCUUGAAGCCCGUCCUUGCGAAGCUAGCCGCUCUGCUUGGUGAUAAGUACACGAUCUUCAAGGGGCUGCACAAGGAGAUCAAGUCUCUCUCUACCGAACUCAUGGCCAUCCAUGCGUUCCUUCUCAAUAUGUCAGAGGAGGAGAAUCCUGAUGCCCAAGACCAGGCUUGGAUGACGGAAGUAAGGGAGCUAUCCUACGACAUGGAGGACAUUAUUGACGAGUUCAUGGUCCAUGUUGAUGAUGAAUCUGCCACUCCAGAUGGGUUCAUCAGUAAGUGUAAGAAAUCGCUCGCAAAUAUGAAGACUAAACGUCGAAUUGCCAAGGCAAUAGAAGAUUUCAAGAGCCAAAUCAACAUUGUCGGAGAAAGGCAUGCAAGGUAUAGAUCAGAGAAGACCAUCUGCAGGACCAGCAAUACAAUCAUUGACCACAGGGCUCUCUCUAUCUUUGAGCAUGCUUCAAAUCUUGUAGGUAUUGAAGGGCCGAAAAAUGAAGUAAUCAAAUUAUUGUCCGAUGAUGAUGGCUGUGAGUCAAAGCAACAACAUCCAAAGGUUGUCUCGGUUGUUGGUUUUGGAGGACUUGGUAAAACUACUCUUGCAUACCAAGUAUACCAACAGCUCAAGGGAAAUUUUUCCUGUUCGGUUUUCGUAUCAGUAUCACGAAAUCCAGACAUGAUGAGAAUUCUGAGAACUAUUUUAAGUGAGGUGACACAACGUGAUUAUGCUGUGACUGAAGCUGGAGAUGAACAACAACUUAUUAUUAAAAUUUCCAAUUUUCUUUCAAAAAAAAGGUACUUUGUUGUAAUUGAUGACAUAUGGAACGUGGAAAUAUGGAACAUUAUUAAAGGUGCAUUCUCCAUGAACAGUCGCUGCAGUAAAAUUAUCACCACUACUCGCAUAAGUGAUGUCGCUAGAUCGUGUUGUUCUUCAUUUCGUGGUCAUUUGUAUAAUAUACGGCCCCUUGAUACCGUGCACUCAAGAACGUUAUUUCAUAGAAGGCUAUUCAACCCUCAGGAAAAAUGUCCAUCACACCUUGAAGAAGUUUCUGACCAAAUAUUGAAAAAAUGUGACGGCUUACCUCUGGCAAUCAUAGCCAUAUCUGGUUUAUUGGCCAACAAACUAAGGACAAAGGAUCAAUGGGAACAUGUGAAAAAUUCAAUUGGUUGUGCACUUGAAAGAAAUCCUACGGUUGAGGGAAUGAUAAGUAUUUUAUCAUUGAGUUACUUUGAUCUUCCUCCUCAUCUAAAAACUUGUCUUUUGUAUCUAAGUAUAUUUCCAGAAGACUAUGUAAUUAGGAAGAAUGACUUGAUACUGAGAUGGAUUGCUGAGGGAUUCAUUCAUAAAGAGGACAGUAAUACCUUGUAUGAAUCAGGAGAAAUGUGUUUCAAUGAACUAGUCAACAGGAAUUUGCUACAACUUGAGAAGCAAAACUACAAUGGAUGUCGAGUUCAUGACACGGUUCUUGAUUUUAUCAUCUCGAUGUCCAAGAAAAAUAACUUUGUUACUUUAGUGACUUCUCCUUGUCUAACUAUUGAGGGACAGAACAAGAUCCGUCGGCUCUCCCUUCAAGUUGGCAGCGAGGAAGGAAAUUCAAUCCAACGAACAAUGUUGUCUCAUGCUCGAUCUCUUGAUGUGUUUUGGCUGCAUCUACAGGAGAUCCCUUCUCUAGUGGAGUUUCGGCACUUGCGUGUUCUGAGCUUUCAAGGUUGCAGGUGGUUGCAGAGCCAGCAUCUUGCAAAUAUAGGAAAGUUGUUUCAGCUAAGAUUCCUGAACCUCAGGAAAACAGGUCUAAAUGAACUGCCAGAAGAAAUCGGAUUUCUGCAGAACUUGCAGGCGCUGAACUUAGAAGGCAGCAAUAUGCAUCGACUACCACCACAUAUUACAAGGCUGGGAAAUUUGGUACAUCUAUUUACUGACAUUCGGAUUCAACUCCCGGAAGGUAUUGCGAAGAUGCGGUCACUAGAGACAUUAAAAUGGGUUGACCUAUCCAACCAUUCAUCUAACAUUGUAAAAGAACUUGGCCAGCUAGAGAAUUUGAGGGAACUGAAGUUGUUUAUGCCCAACGAUGAUAUAUGCGAUGAGCACGUGAAGGUUAUUGCCUCUUGUCUAGUUGAAUUAGGUAGACAUAACCUCCGUCGUCUAUAUAUCGUGGGUUAUACCGAAUUGCCUAACAGCCUCUUACCAGAUCCGUGGUGCCCUUCACCACUUAAACUCGAAGAACUUGACAUCUCUGACUCACCUAUGGUACAGGUUCCGAGUUGGAUGCGCUCAUUCGUCCAGCUUAAAAGGUUAGGCCUUAUUCUAAAGGAUGUCAGUGAUGAAGAUCUAACCACCCUCGGUCGCCUACCUUCUCUGCUACAUCUUCAUCUCAAUAUACCAAGAGGAGAACCAGGGUACGAGGAUAGGCUCCUCAUCAGUGGCUGCCAUGGAUUCUCAUGCUUGAGGCAGUUUUAUCUCACGGGUCAGCAGCCAAUUUUUACAGCGGGAUCUAUGCCAAGGCUAGAGCUACUCAGAGUUGAAAUGGAUGAAUCUAAGCCAGAGUUUCUAACUAAUGCUUCUCUUGAAAACCUCCCCUGCCUCACCACUGUGAAAUGUUUGCUUUUCAACUUUCAACGUGGUGAGGUGGCUCAAAAUGGGAAGACUGCCAUGGCGAGAGCAAUGAGUUCUCAUCCGAACCACCCUAGCCUUGUGUAUGAGUAG
This is a messenger RNA of Oryza sativa Japonica Group (Japanese rice), 3006 nucleotides long. RefSeq names its product disease resistance protein RGA5. The record is from RefSeq and is a predicted model, not a curated record. NCBI's taxonomy places the organism in Eukaryota, Viridiplantae, Streptophyta, Magnoliopsida, Poales, Poaceae. Gene Ontology annotation, molecular function: ADP binding. Gene Ontology annotation, biological process: defense response to other organism.